GCAUUUGUUGGUACGGGGAGACGCACUUAUUAUCGCCUUCAUCGCGAUCACCCUUACUCUGGUCUCGAGAGAAAGAGGACGUCGCGUAUGUACACGCAAAGAAAGCACUGUUUUUAUCUGUCCGCAACACGCGAUAGCUUUUUGAUUGCCACUGGCGAUAACACGAAGAGCGCGUCGAUACUUGAUAGCUUAGCUCGAGAAGAGGCAUCUUGGCUUCGAACCGUCAACUAGCAAGUGCCACAUACAGUAGAUUUUACGAUGUUUGUCGAGCCGAGCAAUCAGUCAGGCUUAACGGGUAUAGCUACUAAGUGCGGAAAGACGUCCCUAUUGACUCCGUACAAGGGCACGGCUUACUGGACGAGCGAGGUUAAAAUGUAAGAGGCUCGUAAUUUGUGCGUUACCACUUCUGGCUGCGGGAGUGCACGUCUUGUGUGACAGGUGGCCAGCAUGUUAGCGUAACCGUGCAUACUGCCAUGAUCCGCGAAGACGUUCGUCAAUCCUCAAACGAAAGUGUGAGGGUUAGUGAUCCAUCGGCAUCGCUGCCGUCGCAAGGAUCUGCAGACCGUUCCACAACCGUCACCUUCAUCGGACAUGACAGUAGUUCGAGCUGUGUCCAAGCCAUGGAAGACGCAAUAGGACCCAGUCAAGAUGAAUCUCCAAGAUCUCCGUCGAACGAGCUCACGCAGUCCGAAAAGCUCAUUGUCCAGUUGUUCCUGGAAGAAGCCGAAAAAAAGCAACGUGUAGCCGCUGGAGAUCUGAUUGAACCUGACGAGGAAUCGGAACGGAUUCGUUCUGUGUCAGAAGGGCUGUGGACCAGGAGUUCGUCUUCCGCGGCUCCACCGCCGCCGCGGCUGCAUCUGAGUGAUUUGUUGGUUCCUUCGACGUUCGUAUGCUUUCUGGUGGGUGCCGUGCUGGUGCUGGAUGUGAUGCUCAUCACACGCUAUUAUGAAGGAAGGACAGGAUUGUUUUUCGCAAUGAUGGGAUUCUUGCACGCGCCUUGUGUGCCCUUCUUCGUGUUCAGGAUGUAUUUUCUGGUGGUGCGCUCGACUGUGACGACAACGUUCAUCAAAGUGGUGGUGGGGGUGUGGUACGUCGUGACGUUCCCGUUCUUGCACCUGUUGCCGAUGCUCAUGUUGGCGUCUGCGGCAUUCGACAAAGCGCUUAUGAUUUUGGGUGAUCCGUCGGACACGCGGACAUUCGUCAACCACCAAGAAGAGAUAGCAUUUGGAGACCUCGUGUGGGUGGCCGUCGUUCAUUGUUUCCCUCAGGGUGUUCUCCAACUCUACCUUCUUCUCUUCCAGACAGGACUGCAUAGAGUGGGACGAGAUUAUACUGCACUUCUGCAAUUGCUGUGCACUGCCUGCUGUAUUGUUCUAAUCGCAUCGAUAGCCGCCUUCUACACCAAGUACGUCCCUCUGCACCACGAUGAAGACACAGACUGUUCUACUACAUGCGAUACAACGUUCGAUGGCUACCACGACCCAGCAUCAGCGUCCUUCCUCAAGCUUCUAUCCUGGAUCUUCCUCAUCACAGCCAGAGUGCUCGCUGGCGCCACAAUAGUAUUCUCUUUUCCUAGCGUAUAUGUUGUCGGUCUUCUAUUUCUGCACGUUCCUUUUGUCAUAAUAUGGUCGUCUCUGUCGCAAACCACGUAUACUUUAAAGAACUGUCUCCGGGACUUGUCGUUCGGUGUUAUCACCAUGAUCAUCGUUCUCAACUACCAGAAUUCGCGAAGGGAAGGUCUAGCAACAUUAAUGGCGUCCGUCUUGUUUGUGAUAGCGAUCUUCUUGGAGGACACAGUGUGUUUAGUCGUGACUUAUUUUACGACGAAUAUCGAACAGAGUGUCGCUCUGGUUCUCGUCUGUACUCACUACGCUCUCAUGGCAGUUGGGUUGCUGCUCUUCAUGGGUCACCUGAAGGCGAAAUCCGCAAGAAAGACCGCGAUACGAUUGUGAAGAAUAUAUUUAUUCAAUGUUUUGCUAUUUUGUCCCGAUGGUCGCAUUUAUUUUAUCGGGUUUGUUUUUAGCAUUCCUUUUCAGUGUUUGCUAGCAUGGGGGGAAAUGAAGAGGGGUUAUGCAUGCCAUUGUGUUACUUGACUACUGAGCCACGCGGUAGUCAGGAGCUGAAUAUGCGUGGACCUCAGGAAGAGUUGUUUUAUAAAAUUUGCUAUCUUUUUACAUUAAACAGUAAUGAAGUGA
This is a messenger RNA of Ornithodoros turicata, 2195 nucleotides long. RefSeq lists its product as uncharacterized. Gene Ontology annotation, cellular component: plasma membrane. The coding region runs from base 474 to 1952 and encodes 492 amino acids. The record is from RefSeq and is a predicted model, not a curated record. Gene Ontology annotation, biological process: phosphatidylserine exposure on apoptotic cell surface; engulfment of apoptotic cell; apoptotic process involved in development. The transcript has 3 exons. NCBI's taxonomy places the organism in Eukaryota, Metazoa, Arthropoda, Arachnida, Ixodida, Argasidae.